CGCGGGCGCACAGAGGAUCCUGAGAGCGCAGCAGCAUCACUUGAGCAACGCAGGGUCCGACUCACAGGUGCUCCUCUGCCGUUGCUCUGCUCUUGAACUGGCACCUGCCGUUAUAUUUGCUCGGAAACUAAAAGUUCAGAGUCGAUUGCUGGGAGAGAAUUUUCUCAAACACACAGGGAUUACCGCGGUUUACAGCUACAUCAAGGAUGUGUGGUAUGGACGUGGACCUGGACGACGGCGGUUCUGCUGAGGAGGAGAAAGAGGAAGAGUUCUGGAUCGGAGAGGGCGUGAAGAUGCUCCCCCCGCCUGUGGCUCACAGCGGGGGCAGCGCUUGGGGCAGCCGUAGGGGCAGGUGUGGCUGCGUGGCCUGUGGGGCGGCUCUCAUCCUCUGGAACCUGUGCGUGGUCUUAGCCAGCGCUCUGCUCCUGGCUGUGGUCUUCUCUGUGGUGCUCCUGCCUGCAGGGCUGCUGCUGUAUGCUGGUUUCCUCUGCCACUCCAGGGUCCUUGAUGCACCCUCUGCCAUCUGCCAUUAUCUCGAUGACAACAGCUGCUCUGCCCUCAUCAUCCUGGGCUUUGUGAUGAUGUCUCCGCUCGUGGUCGUGGCAGCGGCAGUUUUCUGCGGGCUGCUCCGAAAGUUUCGACUCCUGCUUUUCAUUCAGCCAAUCAAGCGCGCCUGGUACAGAGGGAGGUUGCUGGACUGGGCGGGCAGCAUCCACGCCUGGGUUUGAUCACAACAGAGAAGAUGGUGCUGAGGGUCACAGUGAUUGGAAAGAUUGAUUUGUGCAAGACGAACCUGAGGGUUACAGAUGUUUUGCAAAAAUAGAAACAUCAUUAUAGUCAAUAAGACAGUCAUACAGCUAAUACUUACUUUGUCAAUGGUUGUAAAAACGUUUGACAUUUUUAGAAAUAUUCGAGUCCUCUUUCCUCCUGUUAGUUUUGGUGAGAAGAUCAAUAUCACCCUCAUGUCUGUGUGGUGAAAUUAAAGCUGCAAAGACCAGAUAAUUAACUUAGAAUGGGAUAAAGACUGAAAACUUAGAUUCAGGGUGAAACCCAAAACACAUACAUUAAUAUAAACCAUCUAAAAAGAUAUUCCAGAGCUUUAGAGGUGACAGUAGGAGGAUUAAAUUAGCCUUUCCAGCUAGAUGUUGCUGGGAUUUGUGCUUAUCAAACAGCCAUCUGCCUUCACCCUCCUCUUUGAGAGUGCAGUCACCUCUCACUGAUCUCUCAGACAGAAUACAAAAGUGUAGCUUCUAAAAUGUCAAACUGUUCUUUCAAGACCAAGACCUGUGUUAUUGUGUCAUAUAUGUUUUUUUAUUAAUUUGGCAACUCGCGGCCCAUUUUGGGUAAUUUUGUGAAUUGUUUUUUUGUUUUGUUUUUUUGAAAUGACACUAGAUGAGGGUUUGUUGGGUUUGUGUGGCUUUUACACAGAAACAGACCAGUUUUCUUAGAUAUGUAGUGCCAUCUUACAAGAAUCUUAAAGCAAAACACAUUAUGGGCUCAUUAUUUAAGUAAACCAGAUGCAUAUUAGAACAGACGAGAAAAAAACAUGCAAACUUCUUGGAGAGUGAAGGAUACCUGCAGGGUAUUCACGCAAGCUUUAACAGCUCCUUGUUGGUUUAUUUUGAGGACACAUCAAACACCAGUUUAACUAUGAUUUUGUACAAAAACUCAUAUUGUUGUGAUUUUGUAUUGCCUGUUUGCUAACUACAUGGAUGUGUUUAAAUGUGAGACCUUCUCAGAAAUGUGAAUUUAUUUGUGGUUGCACUUAAGAACUCUCUAAAUAAGAAAAACAGUUUUUCCAAGCAUGCGAUUAAAGCCCCGUCCACACAGGGAACAAUUUGUGCGUUUCACUCCCGGCUUUGUCUCUGACAGUUGGUCACUAGCGGACAUUCCAGGUUGCCUAGGUUACCCUCUAAUAUACAGUGUUGUGCAAAAGUCUUGGCCCACCCUUCAUUUCUUUAUGUUUUGCUUCCAAAAAGCCAAACUUGAUAGUAAUUUUUAAAAAAGUUUUCUUGAACAUCAGUUUUGUUGUUGUAUUUUUGUUUUUUUCCCCACUCAUUUUCAGUUGAAUCUAUAAAAAUGCCAAAGAUAUCAAAGUUUGAAGGCAUAAAAUUGAAUUUGACCUGACACAGGACCUGAGUGAUGCAUCUAUUCCUUCAGUUGAUCCAUCUACUGUUCAUUCAAGAUAAUUCAUUCAAAUCAUCAGUAUAUAGAGACGAGGUCAGGAGAGAGGAACAACAGUGAGUGUCUGCAGCCAUCUGUAAAACACAGUGGUCAUGGUUUGGGGAUGCAUUUCAGCAAGUGGUGUUGGAACCAUCAGAAAAGCAUCAGAUUUUUGAGUGAUCCCAAACACACCUCUAAUUCAGUAAAAGCAAACCUGGCUAGAAAAGCACGCAAUGAAACACACUGAAGCAGUGUGGGAUCAUCUUCACAGAGAACAGAAGGUAGCCAACAUCCAAAGAAGAGCUUUGAAUGCCCUUCAAGAAGCCUGCAGAACUUUUCCUGAAGACUUCUUAAGGAAAUUACAAGAAAACAAGAGAGUUCAGUUCAAAUAGAAUUGUACAAGCUCUAUACACUGCAUUUCCAUGUUUGUUUGCACAUGUUUCGAUAAAUUAUUGCACCUAUCUGCGAUUUUCUCAGCAAAAUAAAAAGAAACAAUGGGUGGCUUGAGACUUUUCAAAAGUUCUGUAGCUGAUAUCUUUGUCAUGUGUCAAUCAACGGCAUUCCUGCCUUCUCAUUUGUAGGUGCUUCAAUCGCUCACCUGCGAUGGGGCUUUUAGGAGACCCUUAAAAACAAGGCGAAUCUUGUGAAAUGCAUUAAAACUAGAAUUACUCUCUUGCAGUUUUUGCAGAAUAUGAUGUUGUCAUUAUUUUGACAACAUCUAAUAGGAUUUUUUCCUAUUAGACAUUUUUGUAAGUUAUGGCAUAAAGUGUUUUUUGUGAGGUCACGAGGAACAUAAAAGCUUUGAUCUUGAGGAUCAUCCUUGAGUCGAAGCAAGUUUUUGUGCCAAAAAUAUGAAGCAGUUCCUUAAUGAUGUUCACAAGGAAUCAUAAACGCCCACCCAGUGGCAUAAAAACUUUCAGAAAGACUUCCGUUUUGUCUGUUAGGUGACUUAAAUUGACAGUAAAGUUUAUUCCCAAGGAGUUUUACCCAAUGUAGCAUCAUCAGCAGUCAUACCUUGUGAAUGUGGGGGCGAUAUGAAACAUAUUUCAUUUUAAUGCUUCUUUUAGAUCACAUUGUGCCAUAAAGAAACACCCUUCAUCGUGAACACAACUAAAGUCGACAGCAUGACAAAGUAAUUGCCUUUCAGUGGGAUCAGACUGUUAAAGAGGGAUUUGAAUCAUCACAUCAGGAGCUCAUUGUGUUGCCUCUUUGCUUUCCGGUCCUUUAAAUUCACCAGUGACACGCUGCACACCCUUUUAUCUGUGUCCUUGCUCCAUAGCUAAGUGUUCAGACUUGUGGCUUUGCCUCUCAGAAGGAAGAAAUAAAUCAUAUUUAAUGAUGGGCAGUGAUUAUUCAUCCUCUGCCACUUGUAUCAUGCUAAAUUAUAUGUAUUUUUUCGCUUAUUUAUUUGUGUGUUUUGUUUGUGUUUAUUAAUCUGAAUGUGCUCUGUUAAUCCUGCCAGAUAAAGAGUGGAUCGAAGUUAAGACCAGUGUUUUGGAGAACCGUGUAGGAAAAAGGUUGAAAUAGUUUUUUUAAUGUCACAGGGUUGUAUACCACAUCUGAAGCAAAUUACUGGGAAAAUUGCAGCAGCUAAUUGAGGUUUAUUUAUUUUUUUGUUCAGUUUUCACUUUGGUGUUAUCAACAAAACAGCAUGUUCUGACCUUCCAUCAAUAAAAAAAGAGGACAUCUCUUUGUCGGCAUGUCUCUUUUGUGUUGUGACCUGUUUUUGAAGGUUGGAAAGCUUUGAAGAUAGGGUAAUAACAUUUACUUCUCACUUUCUCUCAAGCACACAAGCACAGCACACACUUGGAUACUAAGAGGACACUAUCACACUCAUUUCUGAGGAAAAAAAAUAUGAUAAAGUCUGCGAUAAAACUGGGACACUGGCUGGUCACAUCUGUGCAGAUCAACAGAGCAAAUGAGCUAAUUAAAGGAAAAUGUUGCCUCUGAUUAUGUUUUCGUCCAGUCUGUUCUCAUGAUUUAUGCUGCCCAUUAAUGCA
Messenger RNA from Pelmatolapia mariae (spotted tilapia), 4163 nucleotides. It is a transcript of the gene tmem88bl, whose product is annotated as transmembrane protein 88. NCBI's taxonomy places the organism in Eukaryota, Metazoa, Chordata, Actinopteri, Cichliformes, Cichlidae. Gene Ontology annotation, cellular component: plasma membrane. The transcript is spliced from 3 exons. Gene Ontology annotation, molecular function: PDZ domain binding. The record is from RefSeq and is a predicted model, not a curated record. The coding region runs from base 207 to 728 and encodes 173 amino acids.